AAGUUUAAAACAACCUCCGAAAGUUAGAAGUCCCUCUGCUCGGAGGUUCAGCCUUCAGGCAACUUCGCUCUUGCGCAUUCCGUCUAACACCAUGUCCGCCGCCGCCGCCUCGUGCGACGAUGGGAAGCUCCAGUCCUUCCUGCAAUGGCUCCAGGCCAACGGCACCGACCUCCGCGGCUGCACGAUCCGCGCCUGCGACCGCAACAAGGGCUUCGGCGUCUACUCCACCGGCGCCGAGGUUUGCGCCACCGACGGGGUGAUGAUGGUGGUGCCGCUCGACCUCGCCGUCACCCCGAUGCGGGUGCUGCAGGACCCCCUCGUCGGGCCCCGGUGCCGCGCGCUCUUCGAGGAAGGCGGCGUCGACGACCGCCUCCUCGUCAUGCUCUUCCUCAUGGCCGAGCGACUCCGCCCUACCUCCCUCUGGAAACCGUAUUUGGACAUGCUUCCGAGCACCUUCGGGAGCUCCGUUUGGUUCAGCGACGAUGAACUUGCCGAAUUGGAAGGGACGACGCUGCACCGUGCUACUGUCAUGCAGAGGAAGUCACUACAAACAUUAUUCGAUGAUAAGGUGAAAGGUCUGGUCGAGGAGCUUCUACGUGUCGAUGAGUCAGGAAGCUCAAGUGAAGUGCAGUUUGAGGAUUUCCUUUGGGCUAACUCAAUUUUCUGGACUCGAGCGCUGAAUAUCCCAUUGCCUCAUUCUUACGUUUUUCCGGGUUCAGUCAAUGAACAACAGACCAGAACUGGGGAAGUUUUGGGUGAUUCUAGUAUCACUAUCCAACAGGAAACCGACAUUACUGCAAAGAGUAAUAGUGGUGAUGAAAAUUCGGAGUCACGUAACAUGGAGUCAAUUUGGGUAGAGGGCCUUGUGCCAGGAAUCGAUUUCUGUAAUCAUAAUGUAAAGGCUCUGGCGACAUGGGAAGUUGAUUCGGUGGGAGAUACAACAGGAGUUCCUGCUUCAAUGUACCUCAUGCUUGCACAAGCUGGUAACAGCUCUGUUGAGGCUGGGACAGAAAUUCUCAUAAACUAUGGCAACAAAGGAAAUGAGGAGCUCCUGUACCUAUAUGGAUUUGUGGUUGACAAUAAUCCAGAUGAUUAUCUCAUGGUUCAUUAUCCAGUAGAAGCUCUUAGACAGGUCAAAUCUGCUGACAUUAAGAUGAAGCUUAUUGAGAUGCAGAAGGCUGAACUGAGAUGUCUUCUACCUAGAAGUUUGCUUGAUAAUGGAUUUUUUGGUAACAGCACCAAUUCUGUUGAAGCUGAUGAUGACAAGAGAAAUGCUAAUCAUUUUUCUAGUUACAGUUGGAGUGGUCAACGCAAAGUUCCAUCAUAUCUCAAUAAAAUUAUUUUCCCUCAAGAAUUUUUAAGUAGUCUUCGCACGAUUUCCAUGCAAGAAUAUGAGCUUGAACAGGUUGCUUCAUUGCUUGAAGAGGUUGGAUCUAGUGAGGAUAGUGAACUAUCUGAUGCAGAGGUCCGAAGUGCUACAUGGGAGGUCUGCGGUGAUCAUGGAGCACUAGGACUGCUUGUGGAUCUUCUAAAAGUGAAAAUGGCUGAACUUGAAGAAGGUACUGGAACAGAAGCAUCUGAUAGCCAGCUGCUCGACAACUUUGAUUCCACUGAUCCGGAAGACUCCUUGAGUGGAAGCGAUGUGAACAAAACCAAGUCAAAAAUCAACACCCGGUCAUGUAUAGUCUACCGAAGAGGGCAAAAGCAGCUUACAGCGUUGUUCCUUAGGGAGGCAGAACAUCUUCUGGAGCUAUCUUCAGAUGAACAGGCCUAAGAAACUCGUCUGGGGGGACGUCCUGUCGAACAAAAGCUGGAGCGGGAGAAACUGCAGGAGGAGUUCCUUCAGACGAUGGAUCAACUGCCUCAUUAAACGGCGUCAGAAUUCAGAAAAGUACUACCCGACUAUGCCCAUCAGACAGUGGAUUGAUUUUGAUUCUGAUUUCUCUGAUGAACCGUAUCGCUGGUCUGUCUGUUAGUUUUGUAAGCGGGCAUCCCGAGUUCUCCUUGUACGAAGUGCGAUAAUCUUUACAAGUUCUUUACAUGUAUGUGUACCAUUAUUCUCUGAGUUCUACAUACGUUUGUAAACUGCAAAAACAGGUUCGAUAAAAGGUCAUCAGUUUUGGAACA
Brachypodium distachyon (stiff brome) is the source of this 2127-nucleotide messenger RNA. RefSeq lists its product as uncharacterized. The transcript is spliced from 17 exons. Gene Ontology annotation, biological process: peptidyl-lysine monomethylation. NCBI's taxonomy places the organism in Eukaryota, Viridiplantae, Streptophyta, Magnoliopsida, Poales, Poaceae. The coding region runs from base 92 to 1774 and encodes 560 amino acids. Gene Ontology annotation, molecular function: protein-lysine N-methyltransferase activity. The record is from RefSeq and is a predicted model, not a curated record.